CAUCUGCCGCCGCCGCUGCCUUUUUUUUUCUCGUGCUCUUGAGAUCUCCGGUUGGGAUUCCUACGGAUUGACAUUUCUGUGAAGGAGAAGUCUGGGAAUCAAACUGGAAAUUCUCCUAAUUUUUUACCCUCCCUCCCCCAACUCCUGAUUCAUUUGGAAGUUUCAAAGCAGCUAUAACUGGGGAGCUCUGAAGAUUGAUGGAAUCUUUGCCUUAUGCAUUUGUUUUGUUUUCACAAAAAAGGAAACUUGACAGAGGAUCAUGCUGUCCUUAAAAAAUACAACAUCGCAGAGGAAGUAGACUGAUAUUAACCAUAAUUAAUAAUAAUGUGCCUCAUGAAAUAAAGGUCCGAAAGGAAUUUAAGUAAAAAUUUCCUGCAUCUCAUGCCAAGAGGGAAACACCAGGAUCAAGUGUUCCGCGUGACCGAAGACACCCCCUCAUCCAAGAAUGCAAAGCACAUCCAAUAAAAUAGCUGGAUUAUAACUAUUCUUUCUUUCGGGGCCGUGGGGCGGGAGCAGGGGCGAGAGGUGCUGCUGGUACCCGGCUGCUUUCGGGGGCAGGAUGGCGCACGCUGGGAGAACAGGGUAUGACAACCGGGAGAUAGUGAUGAAGUACAUCCACUAUAAGCUGUCGCAGAGGGGCUACGAGUGGGACGCCGGAGACGCGGGCGCCGCGCCCCCGGGGGCCACCCCCGCGCCGGGCAUCUACUCCUCGCAGCCCGGGCGCACCCCCGCGCCCGCCAGGACCUCGCCGCCGCUGCCCCCGGCCGCCCCCGCCGCCGCCGCCGCCGCGGGCCCUGCGCUCAGCCCCGUGCCACCUGUGGUCCACCUGACCCUGCGCCAGGCGGGCGACGACUUCUCCCGUCGCUACCGCCGCGACUUCGCGGAGAUGUCCAGCCAGCUGCACCUGACACCCUUCACCGCAAGGGGACGCUUUGCCACGGUGGUGGAGGAGCUCUUCAGGGAUGGGGUAAACUGGGGGAGGAUCGUGGCCUUCUUUGAGUUCGGUGGGGUCAUGUGUGUGGAGAGCGUCAACCGGGAGAUGUCGCCCCUGGUGGACAACAUCGCUCUGUGGAUGACUGAGUACCUGAACCGGCACUUGCACACCUGGAUCCAGGACAACGGAGGCUGGGAUGCCUUUGUGGAGCUGUAUGGCCCCAGCAUGCAGCCUCUGUUUGACUUCUCCUGGCUGUCUCUGAAGGCCCUUCUCAGUCUGGCCCUGGUGGGAGCUUGCAUCACCCUGGGUGCCUACCUGGGCCACAAGUGAAGUCAGUAGGCCUGCCACAAACAAAUAUGCAAAAGGUUCACUAAAGCAGUAGAAAUAUAUGCAUCGCCAGUGAUGAUGUACCAUGAAAUGAAGCUGUGGUCUCUUAAACACAAAACACGAAACGAAACAAAAACAGCUUUUGGGCUCAGUGUCGAAUCAGCUAUUUACUGCCAAAGGGAAAUACCAUUUAUUUUUUACAUUAUCAA
Messenger RNA from Neomonachus schauinslandi (Hawaiian monk seal), 1470 nucleotides. It is a transcript of the gene BCL2, whose product is annotated as BCL2 apoptosis regulator. The record is from RefSeq and is a predicted model, not a curated record. Lineage: Eukaryota; Metazoa; Chordata; Mammalia; Carnivora; Phocidae. Gene Ontology annotation, biological process: negative regulation of intrinsic apoptotic signaling pathway; extrinsic apoptotic signaling pathway in absence of ligand; intrinsic apoptotic signaling pathway in response to DNA damage. The transcript is spliced from 3 exons. The coding region runs from base 560 to 1264 and encodes 234 amino acids. Gene Ontology annotation, molecular function: protein homodimerization activity; protein heterodimerization activity. Gene Ontology annotation, cellular component: mitochondrial outer membrane.